Messenger RNA from Planococcus citri (citrus mealybug), 918 nucleotides. Its product is annotated as OV-16 antigen-like. NCBI's taxonomy places the organism in Eukaryota, Metazoa, Arthropoda, Insecta, Hemiptera, Pseudococcidae. Bases 111 to 737 code for a protein of 208 amino acids. The record is from RefSeq and is a predicted model, not a curated record. The transcript is spliced from 6 exons.
CCCGAUAUAAGAAAAUACUAUCAAAUAAAUACGUUUCAAAACGUAACCUCAACGAGUUCACCCGUUAAAAGGCCAACUGAAUGACUUGAUAAAUCAUAAGAUUAUGAAAAAUGUCGAAUCGAAUAUUUCACUGCUCCUUAUACCUUUUAACAUGGAACCUGCAUCAUGCGAUAGCUUACGAUGAAUAUCUUGCUUCUAAAUUUCACGAAUCGAGAUUCGUUCCUGAUGUUAUUCCAGAACCUCCGGAAGAGUUAUUAAAUGUCACAUUCUCAAACCAUGGAUAUCUUUAUCCAGGAGAGAAACUUUUUGAAACUGAGACCUCUGAACAGCCCAAUGUGACUUGGAAUGCAGAUCCGAACAGUUUAUAUGCACUGUACAUGGCAGGUAUAACGAAUUGGACGAUGAUCAUUAGACCUCAAGUAAAUCCAGCUGAGCCUAAUAUAACACAUCGUAUUUGUCAUGAAUUCCAUCAAUGGGUUACUAUAAACAUACCUGGCAAUAAUUACAGCGGUGGUAUGGAAUUAUAUCCUUACAUAGCAGUCACUCCACCACCUAAGCCUUACGUAAGCGAUCGAUACGCCAUUUUGAUUUACAAACAACCUGGAGUUCUUAAUCCUCCAUUGCCUAAAUGGACCGAAUGGUAUUUUUUUCAAGAAUUUUCACCCACUGUGAAAUUUGUCAAAGACUAUAAUCUGACGGGCCCGGUGGCUGGUAAUAUGUUUUGGACAACUGAUUAAUUUAUCCGUCAUUUCAAUACGUAAGGCUGAUCUCGAACUUUGAAGAGCAGAGUAAUGCAUCAUAGAUUAAUUCAAAAUGAAAAAUCCCACUUUUGCAGAUUUCAUUUAUUUUUCAGAAUUUUUAAACAUCAUUCUGUGUAAUGGGUUUGGAUUGAACUCCAAAUAAAAUAUUUUUAUUUAA